AUGCCGUCGCAUCGCCACGAGGAAAAAGUGUCGCGGCGCGAGAAGGAACGGGGUGCGCAGAGGCGGUAUCCCGUUGAGUGGGAUGAAGAGGUGUAUCGGUUACUGGGGAGCGGAGGUGGUGAUGGUAGGGGUAAGCUUUUGACUCCCUCCCGUGGUGAGGAAGCCCUACGCAGUCCAAACUCCCCACCUCGUCCACGAGACACGCACAGUCUGAGCGGCGCCACACUCCACGACGUCGACGGCCCCCCGGUGCGGCAGAAUACUGGCUUCCACAUCCUAACGCAGGACCUCAUACCCGCUCGUCGCGGCUGGACGGAGCGCCUGGACCAUCGCUUUGGGCAUUCUCGGUGUCCCGAUGAGGAGUAUUGUUCUGCCACGGAAGGAGAUGGAGAAGAUCAAGAUGAACAGAGAGACGGUGACAAAGACAAAGACAAAGACAAAGACAAAGACGGGGAAAUCAAAUUCGCAAUCCCACCAAACCGCAUCUUGAAAACGCAGACAAUCCAUGUCGUUUCCUCGCCUGUCAAAGGCAGCGACAACAUCACCGCCGCCGCCGCCGAUUGCAGAUACUCAACCGCCCCUCCCACUGCACCUCGCUCUGGGAAGAAACGUAUCGGACUUCGUCACACACAGCGUGAUGGACUCGACGCACCACCCCGACCGCACCCGUGCUGUGCGGACAAAGUGGUGACGGUGGAUGGUGUGCAGAGUGGAGUUCUUCGCCGUAGUGGGCGGGGAGGUGGGGAGAGGAAAGGGGUGGUGGAAGAGGUUUUCUCGUCGACUUCUGCUUCGUCGUCCGCUUCUGGUACUUCGGGGGGUGAAGAUGAGGAGGGUGAGGAGAGUACCGAAUAUGAAGACGGGAGUACUGAAGAUGAGGAUGAAGAUGAGGAGGGAAGUAAAGAUGGAGUACAGGAAGAUAGAUAUGAGGAGGAAGAGAGGUAUAUCCAAGAAGAGAGGAGUGCGGGGAUCUUGCACACGCCUAUGCAGUGGCCUCGCACGAAGGAUGGUGAGAAGAAGGGGGGAGAUGAUGUUCUUCUGGAUCAUGAAGUACGACGGCUGAGAGUUUUUGAUCCCGAGUGCUUCCAUCCGAGGCUUCAAGCGCAAGGAGCUUCGUGCCGCGAUGGCGCGUUUGGGACGUAUGCGCAAGAUCAAAUCGAGGAGUCUCUGCAGUGGCGUCCCCAGCUGGCAGAAACCGGCCGUGGAUAUCCAACUACCAAAUCACCGCAGUUCAGCAAUACACAACAACACCGCACAUCUCGCUCGCAGCGACGAGCACAGGGACAGCCCACCCAGCAGGAUGCGGAGGAAUUUAGACCAGCCAACCAGCACCGCCAUCACAACACCCUCACUGCUCACAUCACACAGUCUGAUAGACUCUCCCCCUCAAAAAUUCCUCGGUAUCGCUACGCCACCCUCGCACUUCCGCAGUCUCAGCCCGCAACCCACAGAUCCGGCGCUUAUGUCCCUGCGCACCAGUACCCUGACCUCGAAUCCGCACGCUUCGCUUCCGCGCAAGGUUGGAUGAUGAAGCGGGCCUGCCGUUGCUCCGUCUCCCUCCGCCUCAUUACCGCACUGUUUACCGCACUGUUUGCGUGUCGGGAGGCAGUGACUUGGUUGACCGAGAGGAGGUGUAUGCGAAUACCGUAA
Molecule: messenger RNA, 1647 nt
Organism: Ascochyta rabiei
Lineage: Eukaryota; Fungi; Ascomycota; Dothideomycetes; Pleosporales; Didymellaceae
Exons: 1
Coding region: 1-1647 (548 amino acids)
Source: RefSeq, a predicted model, not a curated record